UGAAAGGUUUUAAAAAUGGCGCUGGCCGCUCGGCUGCUGCCCCGCUUGUUGCGGUGCCGGCAGCUCCUCGGCGGGGCCGCCCGACCCUGGACCCCCCGGGCGGCCGAGGCGAGGCGGCCGGUGGCUGGACUCUGCUGCUUCUGUCUCCGCACCCUGAGCUCGGGAGCGGUCCCGUUUCCCCAUGGCGCGUGUGCCUGGGCCGCCUCGGCGCGGCUCGCUCAGGGGCCCCGACGUCGCCUGCUCAUCCCUGCUGGACUGCCCGCUGUCGUCCCGGCUCAUCCUGCCUGUCCCCGCCGCAGCUACAGCACCGAGGAGCAGCCCCCGCAGCGCCAGAAAACCAAGAUGAUCAUUCUGGGCUUCUCCAACCCUAUCAACUGGGUUCGGACUCGAAUUUACGCCUUUCUAAUCUGGGCCUAUUUUGACCAGGAGUUCAGCAUCGCGGAGUUCUCCGAAGGAGCCAAGCAGGCUUUUGCUCAUGUGUCCAAGUUGUUGUCACAGUGCAAAUUUGAUCUCUUGGAAGAACUCGUGGCUAAAGAGGUGCUACAAGUAUUGAAAGAAAAAGUUACUUCACUACCUGACAAUCAUAAAAAUGCCCUUGCUGCUGACAUAGAUGAAAUUGUAUAUACAUCAACGGGAGAUAUCUCCAUUUACUAUGAUGAGAAAGGAAGGAAGUUUGUUAACAUCCUGAUGUGCUUUUGGUAUCUAACCAGUGCCAAGAUCCCCAAUGAAACUAUAAGUGGAGCCAGUGUCUUCCAGGUUAAGUUGGGGGAUCAGAAUGUGGAAACUAAACAACUUCUUAGUGCAAGCUAUGAAUUUCAGAGGGAGUUUACACAAGGUGUAAAGCCUGACUGGACCAUUGCACGGAUUGAACACUCAAAGUUAUUAGACUAAUCUGUCGGGGAAAAAUCAGCUUAUUGGACUAUAAGCAAUUCUAAGAAAUUGAGGAAGAGAAAAUUUUGCAUCAGUCAGUCUUUUAGAGAAGUCUGUGGAUUACUUUUGUAUUAUUUUGAAAUAAUUGUAAUAUAUUGGCAUGGCACAAUAAAGUAUUUUCCACA
Sorex araneus (European shrew) is the source of this 1055-nucleotide messenger RNA. RefSeq names its product matrix AAA peptidase interacting protein 1 (gene MAIP1). Gene Ontology annotation, molecular function: ribosome binding. Gene Ontology annotation, cellular component: mitochondrial inner membrane. The transcript has 5 exons. NCBI's taxonomy places the organism in Eukaryota, Metazoa, Chordata, Mammalia, Eulipotyphla, Soricidae. Bases 16 to 891 code for a protein of 291 amino acids. The record is from RefSeq and is a predicted model, not a curated record. Gene Ontology annotation, biological process: protein insertion into mitochondrial inner membrane from matrix; inner mitochondrial membrane organization.